Apis cerana (Asiatic honeybee) is the source of this 2826-nucleotide messenger RNA. RefSeq lists its product as uncharacterized. Lineage: Eukaryota; Metazoa; Arthropoda; Insecta; Hymenoptera; Apidae. Gene Ontology annotation, molecular function: guanyl-nucleotide exchange factor activity. The record is from RefSeq and is a predicted model, not a curated record.
UAUUGAUACUUUUGUUUCUUAUUAUUUAUAGAUUAAACAAUUUAAUUAUUACAAAUAAGAAUGUACAAUGACAAGUUUGCGUAGUUACUAUCAUGAUCAUAACAAGUUUAAAUAUACGCUAAUCAUGCCAAUUGUAACUGAUUAUUUUUCUUUGAUUUCUCAUGUCAACGACAAUCACGUUCGUCCAGUAUUCAAUUCUUAAUAUCAUCGAAUAUGUACGUCAUAAGAGCAAUAAGCUUCCGCUUCAAAAACUAUUCCUUCCUAUUGAAAAGUUCUAUAUUGUAUAAUAUUAAUGCAUAUAACCUAUACAUAAGUCAUCAACGAUAUCGAUUUGUCCUCGCACGCGUAAUCGACAUGCUUCAUAAAUAGUAUAGAGAGACAAGUUUCAUAAUCUAUCUGCGCACAAUCGAUUGUUGUAUAUCGAUUUUCAAGAAUCAUUCAAGAUUUUCAUUUAUUUUUAUUUAAACGAGAUAAACUAAUUAAGAAAAAUUAUAUAUAUAUUAAUUGAAAUUUUGAAUUUUAUUAGAAAUAAUUAACAUUUUUAUUAAUUAAUUAAUUCUUAGAAUUAUUAGAAUUAUAGGUUAAUUAUUAGAAUUAAUUAUCUUAUAAUUAUGUAUAUAUAUAUAUAUAUAUCGUUUCGAAUUAUAAUCGAUAUAAAUCGAAAUGAAAGAGAUCUCGCAUUGUAUUGAUUAAAAAACAUAAGAAAAAUGAAAAAGAAUAAAAAAUUUUAAACCUGGAAAUGUAAAAUGGCGUCAUUGACGAUCCCGUGAUAAAUAAUAUCUUGUAAUUGGUGGAUUCGGCGAGUAUUAUUAAUACAAUGUCGUUGAUUGGUCGAACGGUUGGUUAGGUUAGUCGAGAUUGAUCGCGCGCAUCGGUUACAUCAGUGUUUCGUAGUCGAGCGUGCGUAUGGCAUACGGGUUCUAUCUAGUUUUGAAAUUCGUUUUGUUUACGCGGAUUUCUUGGUACGCUAGAAACGAAGAUACGAGAGUGACGAAGAGGCACGACGGUUAGGAAGGCCGGUAGUGUGACGGGCCGCGUGGUAGGAGGUUGCUGCGAUUCAAUUUCAGUCGAAGCGCGCCAGGCAGACCGAGCGCCAGCAAGAACUGGCUGUUCUCUUUUCCGCACCUUGUGUCUCGCUUUUCGAAUACUAUCGAAUCUCCUGACACACGCGCGCACCGCAUUAUACCUUUCUUCGUUCUACCAUGGUAUAUACGUGAAACUAGGAUGCACAUGUGUCCGUAAGAGAUGUUAGUAGAACGUGUGUGUGCACGCGACCGAAGCCAGCCCUUCAGCAUCCGAGCAAGUGUUUACGUCGUGCGUGUAACCCAACGCGGACAACCGUUGCUUCAAAACCAGUAUUUGCAUUUUCGAACGUGUUCGAAAAAUACGGUACGUCAGCGACCUAGUUUUGAGAGCGAAAUGUCGAGUGACGGGGCUCGCGAGAGUGAUCUUUGACUUCGACCGAUCGAAUGCGUGAAAUUCGUUAACGACUUUUUGUACCGCAACGGUAGUUGAAUCAUCGAUGUUUUUGUUUUGAUAUGUGUAUAGAAUUUUCAAAAAUAAACCGAAGUAAUGAAUGUAUCAUUGAUAUGUGAAGAGUACGUUUGAAUGUCAAUAGUAAAAAGACAUACAGUGAAUUUGGACAUAGACAAUCGAAAUAUCAUUAUGUAUAUAUAAUUUUCGAUAUAGUCGAGUUUCGAUAAUUCGUCGAUGGACUUGGGUCGCGAUAUAAUCGUAUAAUUUGUGUGACCACGUGACACAAGAUGCGACCGUUUGCCGCCAUGAGAGCACGGGGAUAAGGAAGAAACACGUUUCUCAGAAUGGAAUUUGGAGGUUAUAAAGGUACUGGUCCUCGAGUUAGGGUGCGACGACGUGCGGAAUUAGGCAGACGGCUCACCAGGAGGCUAUCUCUGGUCGCGAAAAUGCCAGCUGCCAUUCUCAGCAAAGCGAAUCCACCUGAACCAAGGCCAGUAGAGAUCACGGCAAUCGCGCCUGACAAGACACACCUCACCCUACCUGGUGUGUCUCCUGGAGCUAUUUCAUCCGUGGUUGCACCCGUGUUAUUAAAGUAUCGGGUCUGCAGACCGAGAUUGUUGCUCGCCGGUUCUCGAGCCGAGGUCGAUCCAGCCGCAGAUGUGGGAUUGUUGCACGGGGAAGUUUUGUUGAUCGAGGACUCGGCGAGACAGUACGAUCCGAUAGGAGAUACGGACAGGAGAUACAGAGCCACGGAAAAGUUGUUGCAUGCAGAAGAGGAGUAUCACGAAGCUUUGUGCAGCGCGAAAGAAUUGUACGCACGGCCCCUGGCGCGAAAUUAUCCCGAAUUUCACGAUGUCAUCUUUCAUCCGCUUGCGGAUCUCUCUGCGGUCACUUCUGAACAUUGCCAGAGGAUCCGCAGUGCACUCGAGAAUUGGGACGGCGGUACCUUCAAAUCGAGUGACUUGUUUCCUGCCUCGUUUUGGAACUCUUACUGGGAAUAUCUGGAGAGCUACGGGGAGGCCAGGAGGAUUCUUGACGAAUUGAGGGCAUUCGAGGAUCCUCUGCUCCACUUCCUCGGUCUUAGGCAAGCUGCGGCCAGGCAUUCCCCAUCCUCGUUACUUCUUUUACCGUCACAGUGGAUGACACGAUACGGUGAGGAAAGUUUGAUGAGAAAAGCACGUCACUGCGUUCCAAUUUGAUGGGAUGAUCGAUGUCGAUUUAUUCGUCUGGGAAGGGAAGAGAGAUCUGUUCAUCGAUCCGAAGGGAACGAAGAUUUGGAAUAUAUUUUGAAAAAAUAUAUCAUCUUAAUGAGAAAUAUUAGAAAUUAUAUGAUAUUAUUCCAAUCGAAAA